Messenger RNA from Hydra vulgaris (swiftwater hydra), 1756 nucleotides. RefSeq names its product cytosolic non-specific dipeptidase. NCBI's taxonomy places the organism in Eukaryota, Metazoa, Cnidaria, Hydrozoa, Anthoathecata, Hydridae. Gene Ontology annotation, molecular function: metallodipeptidase activity. Gene Ontology annotation, biological process: proteolysis. The record is from RefSeq and is a predicted model, not a curated record.
ACUUGUAUUAUUGUACCAAAACAUCACAAAAUAUCAAAAAAUGGUAAAAAAUAAAGAAUUUGAAUCUUUCAACCAAGUACAACCUUAAAUAUUUGAAUAAACAAAUUAUGUACCUAUUUAAAUUAUUGUCUUCGCUAUGCUUCGAUGCGUCGAUCAACGCGUUGACGCUUGGCAAAUAAUAUAACUCCUAAACGUAUGUAUUGUAAAGAUAUCACCUAAUUGGGUUAUUAGCCUCACAAGAGUAAAGUGUAAUAUUACUUUCCUAUUUGAAGUCAAUUUUCAUUUUAAGCAAACAAUGGCAGAUGUACUACAGAACUUCUAUGAUUUUGUUGAUCAAAAUCAGGACUCUUACGUUAAGGCAUUAAAAAAAUGGGUAGAAGUUGAAAGUGUUUCUGCAUGGCCCCAUAGAAGAAAAGAAACUAUUGAUAUGGUUAUAAUGGUUGGAAAGGAACUGGAAAGUCUGGGAGCUAACAUUGAAAUGUGUGAUAAUCCCUUAGUUGAGCAGAAGACAGCUGAUGGUAAAAGUAUUCCUUUGCCCCCAAUCCUUCUUGGAAGUCUUGGCUCUGAUCCUUCAAAGAAAACUGUUUGUAUAUAUGGGCAUUUGGAUGUUCAGCCUGCUUUAAAAGCAGAUGGUUGGGACACAGAGCCUUUUGAAAUGACUGAAAUAGAUGGUAAGUUAUAUGGAAGAGGUUCAACUGAUGAUAAGGGACCAGUGUUGGGUUGGUUGAAAGUUAUUGAAGCAUUUCAUACUUUGAAUAUUAAGUUACCUGUUAAUUUAAAGUUUUGUCUGGAAGGAAUGGAAGAAAGCGGAAGUGAAGGAUUAGAUGAAUUAAUUGAAUUAAAAAAAGAUACUUUUUUUAAGGAUGUUGAUUAUGUUUGUAUCUCCGAUAACUAUUGGCUUGGAAAAAAAACUCCUUGUAUAACAUAUGGCUUAAGAGGUAUCACAUAUUUCUUUUUGGAAGUAACAUGUGCAAAGCAGGAUCUUCAUUCUGGUGUGUUUGGUGGCACUGUACAUGAGGCAAUGAUUGAUUUAUGUCACCUACUCAGUAAACUUGUUGAUAAUAAAGGAAAAAUUUUAAUACCUGGUGUAAAUGAAUUAGUUAAGCCUAUUACAGAGGAGGAGCAUAAACUAUAUGAUGAUAUUGAUUUUGAUCCAGUAGAUUAUGCAAAUGAUAUUGGGACAGAUAGAUUAAUUCACCAUGGAGAAAAUGUCAAACACCUGACAUUACAACAUAGAUGGCGCUAUCCAUCUCUCUCUAUCCAUGGUGUUCAAGGAUCAUUUGAUGGUGCAGGUUGUAAAACUGUAAUUCCAAAAAAGGUAAUAGGCAAGUUUUCUAUUCGCUUGGUUCCAGACCAAACACCUGAAAAGAUUGCAGAUCUAGUAAAAGCAUACUGUGAAAAAAUUCAUAAAGAAAGUCAAAGUCCAAAUAAACUUACAGUGACAAUGGCUCAUGGAGGCAUGCCUUGGUUAAGUGAUUACAAGCAUCCUCACUACAGUGCAGGGAUUAAUUCAAUGAAAAGAGUUUUCAAUAUUACUCCUGAUUUGACUCGUGAAGGUGGAAGUAUACCUGUUACAUUGUCCAUGCAGAAAGCUACAGGAAAGAGUGUUAUCUUACUUCCUAUUGGUUCUUGUGAUGAUGGUGCCCAUUCACAAAAUGAAAAAAUUGAUAGAUCCAACUUAAUUAAUGGGAUCAAAGUAAUGGGUGCUUACUUAGACGAAAUUUCAAAAAUAGAAGAUUAAAAAUAUAUAUUUACA